Molecule: messenger RNA, 3308 nt
Organism: Diatraea saccharalis (sugarcane borer)
Lineage: Eukaryota; Metazoa; Arthropoda; Insecta; Lepidoptera; Crambidae
Source: the annotation of a GenBank genome assembly
GCUGUAGCCUCGUCGACGCCGUUUGGAGCUCAUGUUUCAGUGGUUUUUACCUUUAAAAUUAACAGUGCAAUAGUGAAAUUGGUGGUGUCCGAUCGAUGUGGACAUUUGAAGAUGCGUCACGAAUAGGCGCGUUGGAUAUGGAUAGCAGGCGAGCGUGCCCAAGUUACGAAGCCGGGUUUGACGCGAGCGAUCCUUUAGGGUCAGUGUUUGAGUGGUCGGGGCGAGCACCAGCCCGCGUGUUGCGGCGACGUUGUCGCAGUGAAGGCGUGGAUCGGUCGCCGUAUGAGGAUGUUAGUCGCGAGACGAACCGAUCAGCGGACGGUUAUCCUCGCCACCGAGCUCAACCAAACAAAAGUCACUUUACACUGAACAAUUUCGAAGGUCAUCAUCUCGACCGGUUCUCACACGAGUGCAUGCUACCUGCCACUCAGAACGGAGAUUACAUCAUGGCACAAGAACAGAACAGGCACCAUGGAUAUCAACCAGGUAGAUCAAAAUUUCACAGAACAAGCCCAACCAGACCAUUGCUAGUUACAACAUUAUCUAAUACAAAACUUGAUGAUAGAUUACCAAAAGUAGAUGAGUUGCUCGAAAGAGUUGACCAAGAGAUGAUGGAAGUGCAAAUGGCAAAACAACCACUUAAAUCUAUACUUAAUAAUCCGUUACCAAAAUCUCCACCCCAAGGUAUACUGAAGAAACCUAAGAGCAAGUUGUAUCAGGAAUAUAAAUCGAGUGAGGGUCGUAGGAGACAAAGGGCUGCCAGUGAAUCUGAUAAUUUAUUUUGUAAUUUUCAUGUUGCUUCACCUAUACCAGGUUAUGACAGCCGUUUGUCAUAUCUGUCAAGUAACAUGAAGCGUGCUAAAGAUAAUUCCGGUUCAGGGUACUCUUAUGGGACUGCAGUUGCUUCAGUCGGGAACACAUCCACCAAAACUAUUUCUAGCUACUCAAAAAGUCAGAGAUGUUCAUGCAAAGAAGUGUAUUUGGCUAACAAAGAUGAAUUUCAUAAUAUGCAAAUUUUGAGAACAACUGCAAUCAACAGUGAUACAAUUGCAGAGGCACCUAUUAUGGAAAUGCCACGCCAAGAGACGCCGACACCCACAUGCCCGGCGGUAAGUCCUGCGUUGCCAGUCAGCUCGGUGACCGCGCUCUCAGCCAAGAAAGCAGUCAAGCCCGGCAAGAAAAAGGUCAAGCAAAAGGUCAAAGUGUCCAAGAUGAAAUCCACUAGCAGCAAAAUCGAUUGUACCGUUGUAGACACAGAGGCCGAAGAUGCUAGUAGGUCGCCGUCACCCGAUCCGAUCACAGAUUCUAGGUGGCCGAUGGAAAUAGAGCCUGUUAUCGAACCGGACCGGACAACCAAGUUGAAAUUGGACGUGUCCGACUCUGGUCCCAUCAAUAAGCUCUCUACUAAACUCAACGGAACUGUCGUCUCCGCAAAAAAUAUACCUAAAGAAUCUCCCCUUAAUUUACCGGAUACGAUUAGCAGUUGUCUCCGGCCUUCGCUAUUUCCACGUGUUCCACCAUACCUCAAGUUCGUAGGACACGAGGACACUAUACCAUUGAAGAUACCAUUACCAAUACAGAAGCAUCUCAAAUGGAAACUCACCACCAUAACACCAAUAGUUGUUAAGAAAACUCUAACAAAUUCUGGGUUUAGAUUAGUUAAAAGCGAAUGUGAUACUGCAGAAUGCCCGCAAGAAGAAACUGUAGAAUGGAUAGGUAUAUGGGGUAAGCAUAUGAAGUCUCUAAUGUUCAGAGCGAUAAAAGACGGUCAGAAAAUGAACCACUUCCCGGGGACCUUCCAAAUAGGUCGUAAAGAUCGUCUAUGGAGGAACCUACAGAAGCUGGCGACUAAAUACGGCGUGUCCGAGUUCGGGAUUAUGCCUAAGACUUAUGUGUUGCCACACGAUAUGAAACUGUUGAAACACGACUGGGAGAAGUACGCGGCGAACAAUGAAAAAUGGAUCAUAAAGCCGCCUGCCUCUGCCAGAGGGACUGGGAUUAAAGUAGUAUCCCGUUGGACGCAAAUCCCUAAGAAACGGCCAGUAGUUGUGCAGCGAUAUGUGUCGAAGCCGUACCUCAUAAAUGGUAGCAAGUUCGAUAUGAGGUUGUACGUUCUCGUCACUUCUGUGCAUCCUCUGAGGAUAUACUUGUAUAAGGACGGCUUGGCGAGGUUCGCUUCAGUAAAAUAUAAUGACGAGUUGGCAUCAUUGAAUGAUCGGUACAUGCAUUUGACAAAUUACUCGAUCAAUAGAUUGUCCAAGAACUACACGCCGAACGAAGACUUCACGGCUUGUGAAGGACAUAAAUGGACUCUACAAUCUUUGUUCCACUACUUAAAGACUGAAAAAGACGUCGAUACAGACGCAUUAUGGGAGUCUAUGAAGGAUCUUGUGAUCAAAACUAUAAUAUCGGGCGAGGCUAGCAUAAGUUCCUUGACGAAGGCUAAUGUCACUUCACGGUAUAACUGCUACGAACUAUUCGGCAUCGACGUUCUGUUAGACGAAAAUCUGAAACCGUGGCUUUUAGAGGUGAAUAUAUCUCCGAGCUUGCACAGCGCGUCACCGUUAGACAUCCACGUGAAGGGUCCCCUGGUGACGACUGUACUAAACAUCGCACAGUUCCAAGUGCCCUUGAAAACUAACCUAGAAAUGUUGUCUAAGGAGAAACCACAUAAAUUGGCGGGGCUACCUUAUGACAGCAGAUUAUAUACUGUGUACCUGUCCAAAGAAGAAAGAGACAAACAUAUAAUUUAUACGAAUAUGGAAGACCGUGACAUGUACCUCAGGGAUAUCCUGUCCACCCUGACGCCGGAUGACGUGCGUCACCUAAUCCAGGCGGAGGACGAGUUCACACAAUCCGGUGAUAUGGAGCGGGUAUUUCCGACUCACGCCACUCACAAGUACCUGGGCUACCUGGCGGGGCCGCGCUAUUACAACCGGCUGUUUGACGCGUGGGAGGCGCGAUACCAUUUCAACAGGCAACCAGGUCUCGAGUUACUGCGCAACCUGUGCGACAUCGGCUACCAUUUAGAAGUACCGCCUGUGCCCUUGAAGGUAACUGUGAAAGAGCUCACACCCCGAUUUAUACGUAAACACAUAGAGAAGAUAAAUCCCGCGAUAGUUGACCUUAGUGUCUUGGAUAGAGAGUUCAAUAUACCCCGGUUUGGCGUCACGUGGCGCUGGCUAUACCUGCUCGUAGUUUUUGUCGCUUGCUCUGUCGCUGCUUUGCGAUUUUAGCAUUUGAUAUAACGUAAAACGCAGGAAACGAUACGCUCAAAUUAUAUUAGCUUUUGAUAAUAUGGCAUAUAU